CGGGCGGUCGGAUCGUCGGAGUCCGAAAGGCCCAAAACUGAACCGAUCGUUUCAAUUCUGUGUCUGCGGUUGAAUUGAACGGUUCCGGCCAACGUGCGCGCCUCGUAACGCUUCCCAUAUCAUUCUACGGCGUAAUCAUAACUGCUUAAUAAUUAAUAAAUAUUAAUAAUUAAUAAAUAUUAAAGUGCUUAGGAAUACAUAUAUGUAAAGAGCACACAAAUCCAAGAAUCGUCUAAGAAUAUACAGUGAUGUGUGUGUAGUGAACCAACAAGAGUCCUGCCAGCUUACAAGGAUUAUCGUUUUCGACUUUAAAUGGGAUUAUACCUGAACACUUGAAUUUCCCCAGCGGAGGCGUAGAUGUUAUCGGCCAACUGGGGGCUCCAUACGUCUUCAUUCCGCCACUUGGACGGGCUCAAAGUGAUUUGCCAAUAUGAAUGGAUAUCUACGCUGUCGUUCAUCAUUCAUUGGCAAGCAUUUGAGUUUCGUAGCAUGGACCUACAUUGGCAGCUGCUGACGUUCAUCGUGUGCCUCCAGUUGUGGCGUUCCGCCGGAUUCAUCCUUCAGCCGGAAGUGCGCAAGUGCAGCUACGGCCACAUCGAUAAGCUGCUGCGCAUUCGAUGCUACGACUUGGACCUCAAGGAGGUGCCCCAGAACCUGAAGACCUCGGUGGAGGUUCUGGAUCUAUCGCACAAUCGCAUCAGGAAACUGAAAACUAGCUCGUUUCAGAGGUACACGGACAUUAAGUUUCUGAUGCUCUAUGAUAACAUGAUCUUAUCGGUGGAGGUGGGAACCUUCGAGUCACUCACCUCGCUCCAGGAAAUUGAUCUUUCGAAUAAUGGACUGACUACAAUUCCACUGGAGCUGUUUCAGCUGCCUCGCCUGAGAAACCUCUACAUGGACAGCAACGAGCUGACAUCUCUUAAUCUGCAGGCACUGGAGAAGCCCAUCCGAGCUCCACUGGAGUACCUGAACGUGGCAGGUUGCGAGCUGCAGGAGUUACCCGACUUGGGAAUACUUCCAAAGCUCUGGCAACUAAACGCCUCGAUGAAUCCGCUGCAUAACUUCAGCAUCGACAGCCUGGCGAAUAUGUGCCAUCUGCAGGUCAUCGAUCUGACCAAGUCGGAGCUGAGCAAGUGUGGCUGCCAGCAGGUCACCAACCAUCUCAUGAUGCUCGGCGCCAGUCCGAAGUUCGUACCAGUUUGCUUGGAGGCGCUCGACAUUCGCAAAUGUCCACUGCCCUACAAUCGGACGAUCCAUUCGCCAACAUUCGCCAGUUGCCAGACGACACUGCAGUUUGCCGAAACGCGCAGCUUUUGGCUUUUUGGAGCUGGCUGUUUCGGCGGAGUUUGUUUGGUCCUUUUAAUUGUCAUCUUCUGCGUGAUACACUGUAGGAGAAAACGAGCCCAGCGACGAAUGAGGAAUGCCCAGAAGCGAAAGCCGUUUGUGAUCUCGCCCAGAAACGCCAUCAACAACCGUCAGCCGGAGGACGAGCCUCUGCACUGUGAUACUUCCCGAAAAUAGCACUUUAGUUAGUUAAUUAGUUGCUUAGUUAGACUUAGGGGCCAGUUAUUUAUUACCUACCAUUUACGCCUUAGUUUAGGCUUAGGACAACCGUCUACCUAGCAAACUGCCUUGAAUCCUUUACCAAAAAUCACACAAAAUCACCAAAAACUAAAAACAGCGCCAUCAAAGAAAAUUGCCUUGCUCAAAAGCCAUCGCUUAUUUAUUUGGUUUUAUACGUAACAUAGAUUUAGUAUCUCUGCAAAGGGUUCGAUUUUUUAUAACGAAUGACAAUAAAAAAUUGAUUUAAACAAGAAAAAA
Messenger RNA from Drosophila erecta, 1821 nucleotides. It is a transcript of the gene Lapsyn, whose product is annotated as leucine-rich repeat-containing protein 4B. Lineage: Eukaryota; Metazoa; Arthropoda; Insecta; Diptera; Drosophilidae. Bases 358 to 1521 code for a protein of 387 amino acids. Gene Ontology annotation, molecular function: protein binding. The record is from RefSeq and is a predicted model, not a curated record. The transcript is spliced from 8 exons.